Messenger RNA from Caenorhabditis remanei, 1497 nucleotides. RefSeq lists its product as uncharacterized. Bases 1 to 1497 code for a protein of 498 amino acids. The record is from RefSeq and is a predicted model, not a curated record. The transcript is spliced from 3 exons. NCBI's taxonomy places the organism in Eukaryota, Metazoa, Nematoda, Chromadorea, Rhabditida, Rhabditidae.
AUGGAGAAUGAGAGAUUCAAACGGAAAGUGUUGACUUCACUCGGAGGAAUUAUAGUUUGUAUGCUAUUUGAGAUGAUUUAUUACACUCUUCCAGUUGAUUAUCAGACACUUCAAACCUACACUCUAAAAGUGUCAAUUCUCAUAUUUUACAUCGAAUUGGUGCCGAUUGCAUGGAGAUUUUUCACCACAUUCCGGGAGAUGUACCGGUUUUCAGAUGCUAUUCCGAUUUAUAUUGCCCUCUUUCUGGGAAAUAAAUUAUUGAGAUUUGCUCACAAACCGACGACGCCCGGUAUCUUCAUGGCACUUUCCGAUUUCUAUUUUGUAUGGGAUGACCGAGUUCUGAUGGAUCGAAAAGUUCUCGUCCAGAAUAUUGUUUAUGUUACAGUCAAGGAAAGAAUUGAUAGUGAUGAGCAUCGUGAUCGUCAGGAUGAUAAUGGUGGGGAUGACGAAGGCGACGAUGAGGAUGAGGAUGAUGACGAUGAUGAGGAUGAGGAGGAAGAGGAGGAGGAUGAUGAUCAUGAAAACGAUGACAAGGACGAGAGUGAGGAUGAAGGAAAAGAAGCAGAUCGUCGUGAAACCAGAACCAGGCACCACAGCAGCAACGAUGGAUCUGAUUCUGAUGGCUUGAACGAGUCAGGCAACAAUAAGCUUCGUAGGCCCGCGAACGCCAAUUCUAGAACGGUGCAGUCUUCGUCUUCAUCCUCGUCAUCCGACGCUGAUUCCUCCGAAAGUGAGUACGUGCUGCCUCGCUCCUCACGAUUUGGACAGAGAAUGCAAAAAUUUGAUAAGCCAAGCUCAUCAUCGGGACCUUCAAAUGAAAAAACAAAGGUCAACAAUGUCAAGGAUUCUAAAAGUUCUAAAAAGCAGAAGAGCCGCCAAAAAAAUGCACCUCAAUCUACAUCACCCGCUUUGGCUCGAUCCCGAAAUUCAUCUCCACUUUCCUCUGCUGCUGAGAAGGCCGAAAUUAUCCAUGGAACAUCUAAAGCCUCCAUUAGACGAACUCAACGUGGAAAAGGAAGACGUGACGGAAUGGUGUUCAGUGCAGAGAUUCGUCAACAGCAAAUGGAUAAAAACCAUAGGAACUCUGGAAAAAAACCGGCAAGAGGAAAAGGAAGCAGAGGUGGAAAAGUUGCCAAUCAGCUAAGGAAGGAGAAAGAGGACCGACUGUCAAGAGCAAGGGAUGAAGAGGCAAACGAAGAUGAAGAAGCUGAAGAGAGGAGGAAUCUAAUUGCUGAGAAAACGAAAAAGACGGGAUCAAAGAAAACGAAGAAAGCAAAAGAACUUGGGAAAGCUGAGACCCAGGAUGCAAAUCCGAUUGCCGGGAGGACGAGGAAUGCGGCAGCGACGAAGACGAAGGAAGGCAAUGAAGUGGAGGAAGCGGAGGCUCCAAUCUCCGAGCGGACCAGAAAUGCAGGUACGAAGGAACCAAAAGGACAAGGAAAGAAGAAGAAGAAUGGCGGAAAAGGCAAGAAAAACGGCAGCAAGAAGAAAAAUUGA